AUGAGUGGUAAUUCAGAAAUCUCGGUUGAGUCAUACUCCACCACACCCCUCGUCUCAUCAAGGACGUCCUCGACAUCCAGUUCACAGAAUGAUAACUGGGUACAUAUGAAUGAUGAUGAUGAUGAUGCAGAAGCUGCAUUGAAACUAUUACAAGGUCCCUUGGAGGAAUCGUUCGUACAAGAAAUCAGACAAGGAAAGAUUAAAACGUUGCAACGAAUAGAGGAAGGCAAGAAACGAGAAGAGGUUAUCGUAGAUGCAUUGGGGAUUGAAGAUGUACUGAUGUUGAGUGAAAUUGACCCAAGUGUUAACCAAACAAAUGAAUGUCAACAGUCAAAGGCAACAGAAGAGGAAGAGAAAGAGAAAGAGGCCGGCGAUGACGACAGAGUUGAUGCAUGGUGUCGAUACUUGAGAGUUGCUCUACAGGGUACGGCAGCCCCUUCCACCUCACUUUUAUCAAGUCCUGCAUGCCCCACGGUGUCUACUUUUUCACCAGAGUCAUUGUUGGAAAAUCUAGAUAAUAUGGACUUGCCACCCCACAAGGACGAAGAUCAAGUAAAGUUGGACAUACAAAGGUCAUUCACUAUACUAAACCAUAUACAAUCGGUUGUUCACAACACGUCUAUUCCAGCAAUGACCUCAUCGUCAUAUUCGUCUUUGGUGACGUCAUCGGCUGAAUUUAAUGAACAGUUGGAAAAGGGGUCAUCUUUUGCAACCAUCCUCAGCACCUCUGAUAUCAACUCAUUAAAAAAGAUCUUGUCUAAUUUGAUUAUCAAGGUGUUGAGGAAAUAUCCCUGUUUGAAUUAUUACCAAGGAUACCAUGACAUUGCUAGUAUUGUGUUGCUUGUAUGCUACAAAGCAAAUCAUAAUGAGCUAAUUGAAGAGGAUAUUAAUCAAGACUUGGCCUUCAAAAUACUCGAGAAGUUAACUGUGUUGCAUCUAAGAGACUUUAUGGUGACUGAUAUCAAUUUAUCAGUUGAUCAUUUGCGGUUAAUCCCGGCGAUUAUAGAGUCAAUUGAUGCACAAUUGUUCCAGCUAAUUAAGCAGACGUCAGCCUCAUACCAAACAUUGAAUGGACACUUUGAUUUCAAAUUUUUUCAACCAUUGUCAUCCAUUUUGACAUUUUAUGCCCACGACUUGACAAAUUUAUCUCAUAUUUUACAUGUUUGGGAUACGGUAUUGAGUUAUAAUACAAUGCUUAUGAACGUGUACAUUUACGCGUCGUCGCUAUUGACUUUGAAACCCAAGAUUUGGGAUGCUUUGAGUUUGGAUCCCGAACAGGAGGAGUUUACACUGAUUGAUGCGGAUUUAGUCCACGCCCAUCUUUCACCAACCCGAUUGUUUGAGGAAUUGACUGAUUCAGAUUUGGAAAAGAUUCUCAACAAAGCAAAAGAAAUGUAUCAAGAUGUUCCCAUUGAAAAGGUGGCCAGUUGUGAUCGAACGUGGGGUAAAUGGUUUGAAAAUUACAACCAACACUCGGUAUUACAAACAACCUCAUCACCCAAACUCGAUUCAAAUGAAAUUGAUGAAAAGUAUCGGUCACUUUUCUCUGAUGCUGAAGAACUAACAGAACUCGUGCGCACCCAAGACAAUGAAAUACAUACACAAAUACUUGAUGAAUUACAAGAGCAACAACAAUUACUCAAACAACAGCAGGAGGAAGAAGAGCUACUACAUAACUCUCUCCUGUCUUCAUAUGAUGACGAAUCUGACAUUGAAAGCUCCAACUUGGACUCCCUCAGCUCGUCAUUGACUCUCAACACGUCCCAAUCAAUACACAAAUUCACUUCAUCGAGACUAUUCAAAUCAAUCUUUGCGUCACCACCACCUGGUGGUGGUAGUGGUGAGGGUGCCGCUGAUGACAAUGAAAAAAAAGCUACAGUAAGCAGAUCCUGGACUUGGCUCAAAUGGAGCAAUAUUUACAAAGUGUCAAUCACUGUGGGCGUAAUUGGGGUUUUCAUUCAUUUGCUAAUAAUCAAACACUACAGCUAUAAGCAAAUCUUGAAUGGUGAGGUAGUGAAUGAUUUAAGGGAAAACGUGGUCCAUGCUGGCUCUUACAUUAGCAAGUUGUUGACAGGUGCUACAACCAUUACCACCACCACCACCACCAUCCCACCAAAGAAUAUACUUCAAGUUGGAACAGGAGGGUUACACAACACGAUAUAUCGAUUUGAUUAG
Messenger RNA from Lodderomyces theae, 2175 nucleotides. RefSeq names its product Gyp8p (gene GYP8). The record is from RefSeq and is a predicted model, not a curated record. Bases 1 to 2175 code for a protein of 724 amino acids. Gene Ontology annotation, cellular component: endoplasmic reticulum membrane. Gene Ontology annotation, molecular function: GTPase activator activity. NCBI's taxonomy places the organism in Eukaryota, Fungi, Ascomycota, Pichiomycetes, Serinales, Debaryomycetaceae. Gene Ontology annotation, biological process: endoplasmic reticulum to Golgi vesicle-mediated transport; positive regulation of GTPase activity. The transcript has a single exon.